AUGACCAAAUUAUCUCAACCCAUCUUUCCAUACCCACCCAAGAAAGUGGAUGGAUACCCCACCUAUCUGCCUGAUCAAUUACAACCUGUCGGAUCGUUACUUGAUCCCAAUGUAUACAAGCAGAAUCAAGAUCCUCCCAAGUUGUUCGAACCUCUCACUAUCAGAGGUGUCGAGUUUCCUAAUAGAGCAUGGGUAGCCCCGAUGUGUCAAUAUUCAUCCGACGAGGGAAAAGCUACGGAUCAUCAUUUCGUCCAUCUAGGUUCGAUGGCCAUGAGAGGAUGGGGAAGCAUAAUGGUUGAGGCUACUGCUGUAGUACCCGAGGGUAGAAUCACACCUGAAGACAUGGGAAUAUGGGAAGACUCUCAGAUUGAACCUCUCAAACGAGUUGUAGACUACGUUCACGGUCUAAGAGGUAUCAUCGGUAUCCAACUUGCCCAUGCUGGUCGAAAAGCGUCCAACCCCGCUCCAUGGACUUUGAGACAGGCCAUCGAGGAUGAGGGAUACGACGGUGGGGAUGUAGUAGGUGAAGAGAACGGAGGUUGGCCCAACAAUGUUCAAGCUCCUUCCGCAAUCUCCUUCAACCCAGGCAAAUAUGCCAAUCCCGUCGAGAUCACUACAGAGUACAUCAACAACCUCAAGAAAGCCUAUGCGGAUGCUACAGAGAGAUGUAAGAAGAUCGGAUUCGAUUUCAUUGAGAUACACGGUGCUCAUGGAUACCUAUUACACGAGUUUGUCGAUCCUAUUUCCAACAAACGUACCGACUCCUAUGGUGGCUCGCUAGACAAUAGAAUUAGAUUACCUCUUGAGCUCGCUCAGCUCUUGAGGGAGAAAUGGGAAAAACCCCUCUUUUACAGAGUAUCAGCUACCGAUUGGUUAGAUGAAGAAUUAGGACCUGAGAAGGGUAAAAAUGGUGAUUGGGCUUGGUGGGGGAUUGAUCAAACGACCUACUUGACUCAGAAACUCGCUGAUCUAGGAGUGGACCUGAUCGACGUUUCUUCAGGUGGUAACGACCUGAAAGGAAAAGUCAAAGUUGGACCUUCUUAUCAAUUACCUUUCGCCGAACAUAUCAAGCAAAACGUAUCUAACAUCCUCGUUGGCGCUGUUGGUAUCAUCACUGAACCUGCGCAGGCCAACGAUAUCAUUGAAGAAGGAAAAGCGGAUGUGGUAUUCUUAGCUAGAGAAGUAUUGAGGGAUAUUGAUUUCCCGUUGAAAGCUGCUUUGGAAUUGGGUGCGGCGGUUAGUCCAGCUGUACAAUAUGAGAGAGCAUGGACUCGAAUGUUAGUUAAGCGCGAUCACGUCAAGAAAGCAGCCCAUCAUCAUGGUGUAGAUGAAGUUCAAGGUGAAGAAGGCAAAAAAGAGAAACCUAAGCGGAAUGCUCCACCCGAAGUGCACACUUCUGUACCAUGA
This is a messenger RNA of Kwoniella botswanensis, 1407 nucleotides long. RefSeq lists its product as uncharacterized. The coding region runs from base 1 to 1407 and encodes 468 amino acids. The transcript has 8 exons. Gene Ontology annotation, molecular function: NADP binding; FMN binding; NADPH dehydrogenase activity. NCBI's taxonomy places the organism in Eukaryota, Fungi, Basidiomycota, Tremellomycetes, Tremellales, Cryptococcaceae. The record is from RefSeq and is a predicted model, not a curated record. Gene Ontology annotation, cellular component: intracellular anatomical structure.